This is a messenger RNA of Linderina pennispora, 2467 nucleotides long. RefSeq lists its product as uncharacterized. Lineage: Eukaryota; Fungi; Kickxellomycota; Kickxellomycetes; Kickxellales; Kickxellaceae. The transcript has a single exon. The record is from RefSeq and is a predicted model, not a curated record. Bases 423 to 2006 code for a protein of 527 amino acids.
UUUUCCUCCCAGCAACCAACUCUUCAUUUUUUCAUCGCGAUAUCGCCACCGCGCUGCCCAUUUCUUUUAUUGUACAAUCAUAGCCAGCCGUAGCCAGCCUUGGUUUCUAUUUGCCCAAUAAGCACACCGCGCUCCUGGCCACACUCCUGCACCACCCAGCGUAUUCCCUCCCUUUUUCGCACUAUUAGCGCACUUGCCCGCAUAUCAUCGCUCCACCACAGGCUAUUGUAGCAAGCGUCUUAUUGUACAAUCACGCUUUGCCCUUUCUGCCCGCUCUGAUCCUCCUUAUUGCACAAUAAGCAGCUGUCAGUCCUGUUCUUUUCGAUACUCUUACACUAUUGCAUCGGGCCCCACUCGCCACAGCACUCGCCACUGCUGUCUCCGCUCAGCCACAUCACAAGAACGCGUCUUUCAAUUCUACAAUGGACGGCCACCACUUUACAUAUGCAAGCGAUCAAGCCGCCGGCCAUACUGCCGCUGUCCCUUCAAUGGGAUUUGCGGGCAUGGGAGGGGUCACAAUGAUGCCGCCCAUGUCGCUCCCUCAGCCGUCAAUGCACCACUACCAGCACCCGCCACAGCAGCACCUCCCCGGCGUCGCUGCUAUAAAUGGCAACUGCCUGCCGCCAGCUGGCCCUUCUUACCUCAAAACAACUCUCAACCUCCCUUGCUCUUCCAAAGUCAUUAACCACCCGGAAAGCACCAUUUACCGCUACAACGACACAACCGAGACCAUGGAACAGAAGGUUCGCCAGUUCUAUUCUGCCGACGGCACCUCGUUUAUCGAGCACGUCCCUGGCCACUGCCUGGUGUUUAUUCCCAACGGUGUCAACAUUGACUAUUUCAUGCGCGAGAUGAGGAAGGUGCGCGUCCCGCGUCCGCAGCGCAAGCCAAAGGAGAAGUCGAACAAACCGACCAACGCCUUUAUCAAGUACCGCAACUUUAAGAUUGUUGACCUCAAGGAGAAGCACCCUGAGAUUAGCCAGACUGAGAUUUCGCGCAUGGCUGGCGAGUGCUGGAAGACAGAGAAGGAGGAGGUCAAGGCCCGCUUCCGCAAGCAGUACCUUGAGGAGAAGAAGAUCUACGACGCCAACAAGUCCAACAAGCGCUCGCGCCUGGAGAGCGAGGCUGACUCGGAGACUGAGUCUCAGACUGAGGGCUCGCCUGGCCUCUCCACCUCUAGCCAUCUUCAGCAGUCGACACCGAGCAACGCUAACACAACCAGUACCGCCGACCGGAGCGCUAACAAUGGCUUCGGGCUCGGCCUUAGCAGCUUCGACGGUCCUAUGGGCUUCAACCCGGGUCGCCGCCGCAGCCAGACACUGCCCUCCAACAGCUUCUCGCGGGCAGGUGCCAAGCGCCGCAUCUCUCAGGAGCUGCGCAAGCAUCUGGCUGGCAAGUCGAACGUCGCGUACGCCACUGCUGCUGCCACCGCCAACGCACAGAAGAACCACGCGCACCCCGAGUUCAACUUCACCAACGGGCCGCUGCACGAGAGCCCGGUCAUGGCCGACGCUUCGCACAGCCCGUUCAUGGCUGCCAGCAUGUCGCCCAUGCUGAUGCCGCUCAACCCGGGCUUCCCCAUCUCGGACUUCUCGACCCCGGCACUGAGCGCCGCUGCGUCCGCUGCGCCGAUGACAGUCAACACUGCCGCCGGCUACGCCCACAGCGCCGACGGGUUUGAGGUGUUCUCGCCUGACCAGGAGGACAUGGCUGCUGCUGCCGCCGCCAACAGCUGGAGCGACGCCGGGUUUGCCGCCAGCCUGAGCAUGAUGGCUACGUCGACUGUGGCCGCUGCUCCCAUCAGCACGGCGCCCUUCAUGGUCGACGCUGCUGCUGUCGCUGCCACAGCGGCCGGUGCUCUGGCCAACACUGGCUAUGCCAGCAUCUCCAGCGACAUGGUGGGAAGCCUCACUGCUACCCCGCCGACCAUCGCUGCAGUCAACACCUGGCCGAUGCCCCAGAGCUUCAACUUGGUACCUGAGCAGUCAUCCAUACCUCCUCAGUAAGCGGCUGGAACGUGUCCCCCCGGACGCUUGAUUAAGCUUAUAGAACUCGCGUGUCUGUUGCACUCCUCACACCUCCCCACCAUCAUACACAUUCCCCGUUCGACGGUUCCCGCCUCUGUACCAUUUUCUCCUUCCUCGGCAUUCGUAUCUUUCUGCUUCAUUUCCACACCUGCGAUCCAUUUUUUUGAUUUGCUUCUAUUUUUUAUUUUGUAAAGUUCAUAUACACUCGUUUAAAAAUAGCCAACCCCUCGUACAUUGCAGCUGGCAGCCCUUGCCAAAGGCUUCGCUGCUGGUCUAUCCGGCCCGGUUUACAUCUGUAGAGCGCUUUACGUAAAGCAAUUAAUAUUGUUGCAUGUCGUAUUUUUAGCUCGCUCCACCGUCGCGGGCUGCAUUGGCAUCCGAAUGCCAUUCUCGCGCACGCCCUUUCUGACAAAAUAAAACAGGCUUAUUGUCAUCCACCU